UUUUGUUAUUUAAACAUUUAAAUCAAGCUAUUCUUUUAAUUCACUUUAACAUAAACCAUUUUCACUUACCUUCCAGUUUGUAAUAGAAAUCCAUAAUGGAAAAAAUCAAAUAUAAGAAGAAACACAAAUAUUCUCAUUUCUGCUUCUGCCUAGGAUUACGACCUGGUGUCAUAAUCUCUUCUGUUUUAUGGAUGAUAGAAGGAGUUAUCCUCUCAACGCUAUUCAUAACGUCUUCAAUGAAAAACUACAAAAAAAAUAAAGAUGAUAUAGGAGAGGUGGUGACGUCAUUAUAUUAUUAUGUCGCCAUUUUGACGAAAACUCUGUCCGUAUACUUUAUUAUACUAUUUCUUAUAAGUAUAAUCGGUCUUGCUUCAUUAUUAAUAUAUAAAUCAACGCCAUUAUUGCGAGUGUAUUCAUAUACUUCAUGGUUCUUUGCAGUUUUUAUAUAUUUUGUACUCGCUAUAGUCUCAAUUGUAGCCAUUAUGGUUAGCAAAAAUGGAUUUAUAGGUUAUUGUAAUGAAGUGGGAAAUAAUAAUAUAAAUUAUUGCGUUAAUGAAGUAAUGUCUCAAUCGAUUUGGUUGUAUUUAAUUAUAUUCUUUCAAGGUUCUAUACAUGUUUAUUUUUCGAUUAUAUUGCAAACUUAUGUAGAGCGUUGUGAGCAAUUGGAAAAGAAGAAGAGACGUGAAGCUUCUUCAAAACGAAAUAAUUUAUUAAGUUCUUCAGGUACAUCCAAUGUAUUUAAGAUUAAAGUUGAUAAAACGUAUGAUGAUAGGGUUGUUGACUCUUAACUAAACCGUAUUAACUAGAAUAUUUUUUUGAUCAUCCAUUCAUUUAUUUUAAUAUUUUUUUUUUGAAUCCACCUUUAAAUACGACAUUGAAAAAGGCAUUUGCAAA
Rhizophagus irregularis DAOM 181602=DAOM 197198 is the source of this 894-nucleotide messenger RNA. RefSeq lists its product as uncharacterized. The record is from RefSeq and is a predicted model, not a curated record. Lineage: Eukaryota; Fungi; Glomeromycota; Glomeromycetes; Glomerales; Glomeraceae.